Messenger RNA from Aphis gossypii (cotton aphid), 826 nucleotides. RefSeq lists its product as uncharacterized. Bases 74 to 826 code for a protein of 250 amino acids. The transcript has a single exon. Lineage: Eukaryota; Metazoa; Arthropoda; Insecta; Hemiptera; Aphididae. The record is from RefSeq and is a predicted model, not a curated record.
UAUAAAACUUAUAAAUUAUUUAGGUAAACGUGUACAUAACGAAAAUUCAAAUGGAGUCGCUAAAAAGAAACGUAUGGAAACGAUUACAUCAUCGACAUUUGUUGAAACAAAGUCAGCGUUUGACGGAUUGUGCAAAGAAUAUUUUAAAAAAAACCCUGAUUGUAUUAAAAAAGUUAGAGAUUUUUUAGACAAUUCAAAGCCAGAGAUAUAUGCUAUACUAAUCAAUUCAAUUAAAAACUCUCCUGUAAAGUAUAAUAUUAAAUUAGAGGCCACAUAUAUUAUACCUAAUACAGAUACGAAAGAAAAUAGAGCAUUUAAAACAAGAUCAAGAUCAUUAUUUCAAUCAGACGAUGUCAACAAUGUUUUAGAAUCAGAUUUUAUUGAGAUCUUACAAGAACAAGAAGAUAUGGAACUUAAGGGCAGUGGCUUUUCAUUAGAGAGUAUAGACGGUAUUAUAUUAAACGUAAAUGUAUAUAAACCAUUAGGAGGUUCGUCUUAUAUACCACUUCCGGCAUUUAUAGAGAGGAAAAAGGCAACAAUUAACGUUUUAAACUUUGACGAAAAAUGCUUUAAAUAUAGCAUUUUAGCCAAACUAGUAAAUCCUGUUCAUGCUGAAAGAAUAGGAUCUAAUUAUGUUGAAGUAGAGAACAGGUAUAAUUUUAAAAAUGUAAAUUUCCCGGCUUCAUUAAACGAUGUUGUAAAAUUUGAAAAAACAAAUAAAGUUUCUGUUAAUAUAUAUAGUUUAAAAAACGGAGAGCUCAAAUAUAAAAAUAACGUAAAAAAAAAAAAAAUCAAAAAGAAUAAAUUAUACCACAACAAAACCUGA